Sphaerodactylus townsendi is the source of this 782-nucleotide messenger RNA. RefSeq names its product tektin 4 (gene TEKT4). NCBI's taxonomy places the organism in Eukaryota, Metazoa, Chordata, Lepidosauria, Squamata, Sphaerodactylidae. The transcript has 2 exons. Gene Ontology annotation, biological process: cilium assembly; cilium movement involved in cell motility. Bases 72 to 680 code for a protein of 202 amino acids. Gene Ontology annotation, cellular component: microtubule cytoskeleton; sperm flagellum; nucleus. The record is from RefSeq and is a predicted model, not a curated record.
AUCCUUCCUGGACCGGUUGGCAGAGCCCUCCUGAACAGCUGCGGUCAAGAGCUGACCCAACCGCCUCAGCCAUGGCCCAGGCAGGGGUGCUCCUAACCAAAGAGCCCGUCCCACAGACUGUCCCGGUCUCCGAGCUCCCCAUGAAGGUCUACGAGGUGGCCCUCAACACGGGCCCCGAUUCCUCCUGUGGCCUGGCCACGGCCGGCUUCCGCACGGCCAAAUACCUGCCCGAGGAGUGGCACCAGAACAACUACACCCGGUACCACGAGGCCUUUGCCGACCGCGACCACUCGGAGCGAUGCCGCCAGGAGUCCCAGAGCCUGGCGGCCUACACUGCCGCCUUGGCGCAGCGCACCCAGGAGGACUCGACCACCAAAGUGGGCGAGCGCCUGCAAGACAUUCACUUCUGGAAGUCGGAGCUGCAGAGGGAGAUCGAGGACCUGACAGCCGAGACGGACCUGAUGGCCGCUCAGAAGGCACGCCUGGAGCGGGCCCUCGACACCACGGAGAUCCCUUACUCAAUCGCCACCGACAACUUGCAGUGUCGCGAGCGCCGGCAGCCCCCGGAUCUGGUGCGGGACCAAGUGGAGGUGGAACUUCUGAAGGAAGCUGAGCUGAUUCGGAACAUCCAAGAACUCCUGAAGAGGACAAUAAAACAAACUGUGAACCAGAUGCAGUAAGAUCUGCGUCCCCUGUGGGCCGGUGGUCUGGGAAAGAAAUGGAAUUGGGCCACUGUGUGGAGGACAAGCAGACCCGGGGCAGAGAUUUCAAUGGCUGAGGGG